AUGGCCCCUCCCGGCCCCCGACGCCCCUCCUCCUCCUACUCCCACCACCACCACGCCCAAAACGGCUCCUCCUCGCCCGACGACCUCCCGCCGCCCUACAACCCGGACCUCGUCGCCUCCUCCCUCCUCGAGCCCCGCAUCGCCGUCGUCCUCAACGUCCCGAAGCCCUGGCGCCCCUGGCUCUUCGCCUGCCGCCUCCUCUCCAUCUUCCCCGCCAUCUUCUGGGCCCUCCAGCCCGCCCUCACCCUCCUCGUCCAGAUCAUCCCCGUCGCCGUCCCCGGCGGUAAGAAGGCCGCCACCACCGCCGGUAACCUCGCCUCCGCCGGUUUCGGAAAUGCCGCCGCCGCCGCCGUCACGGGGCUGAGCGGCGCCGUGGGAGGAGUGGUACCCGGAGGAGGAGCGGCGGGCGCCGCGUGCCCGCCGAGCAAUUGGCCCCCGGGCCACCCCGAAAUACCGUUCCCGUGGACCGAGAUGUCGCUGGGACUGAUGUGGUGUGGAGCGUCGGCCUAUUUAUCCUUCUUCUUCAUCGACUGCUUAAUGUCCCGGUGGUUGAUAAACUACACGCCCUCGGCGACGAUCAUCCGGAUCCUGACGAUGAACAUCACGAACGCCUUUCUCACGGAGCGCAUCCUUACCUUCUCGGGCGGCUUCGAGGAUCCCAGGUUACUACUCCCGGGAUGGGUCACAAUCGCGACGACCCUCACGAUAGCCUACCACAUAACCCAGCGAAGCAUAAACAUCGAGAAAGAAACAUCCACCUCGAUCAACAUCUUCUCCAUAGCCAGCUUCAUCAGCAUGGUGUCCCUCCUCGCGCACCUACAUUACAACGGCUCCGACUACCCCGAGAAGCCGUUCGAGUCGCUCGCGAGGCUGUUGCUGGAGCUCGUACAGCGCGUGGCAGGAGACGCCGUACUGCCUGCGUCCUUCAACUCUUCGGCGUCGCGUGCGGAACUGUAG
Molecule: messenger RNA, 957 nt
Organism: Colletotrichum karsti
Lineage: Eukaryota; Fungi; Ascomycota; Sordariomycetes; Glomerellales; Glomerellaceae
Exons: 4
Coding region: 1-957 (318 amino acids)
Biological process (GO): cellular response to oxidative stress; protein N-linked glycosylation
Cellular component (GO): endoplasmic reticulum membrane
Source: RefSeq, a predicted model, not a curated record